CUGGGGGUCCUUUUUACGUCCCUACCAACGCCAGUUAGCUCUUAGCUAAAACACCCAUGCUACAGUCGUGUGAUCGGCGGUGCAGGGACAAAUUAAAGCCCGUGGUUUGAAGCAGAGGCUGCAGUGAAGUGUUUUUUAAGACGCAUUAGUCUGAGUAAUAACACUGAAGUUGGUGAAUUGUUGCGUUCAAUGAACAUGUGGAGCUCCGGCCGCCGUGUCCUUCAGGAGCUGCUCGUCCAGCCUGCUGUCAGGAGCUUCUCUGUGACUGCUGCUCAGAACACGGUUGUGGUGGAGCGCUGGUGGCAGGUGCCUUUAUCUAAAGUGGGCAGCCCGCCGAGGCUUCACCCUCGAAGGCACAAAAUCUACAAGUUGGUUGAAGACACCAAACGCAAUCCCGCAGGGAAGAUGGAGCUCAUCCUGACACAGACAGUGCCCAAGGUCGGCGGGCGAGGAGACACUGUGUUAGUGAAAAAGUCUGUUGGCAGGAAUAAGCUGCUGCCCCAAGGCCUCGCAGUGUAUCCAUCACCGGAGAACAAACAGAUUUUUGCCGAGGAGUUAAGACUUUUGCGUGAGGGGAAGCCAGAGGAAAGAACCCAAACCCGCACUGGACAGCUUACAGUGGACUUUCUUAAACAAGCCACGUUGAAAAUAAACCAAAUGCCUUCGGAUGAAUUCCAGGUCACUAAAGAGGUCCUCCGCAGACAGUUUGUCAAGAAGCUGGGAGUUGUUGUGGCUCCUCACGCAUUGAGUUUUCCAGUUGAGUCUGUCAAGGACGUGGGUGACUACUGGUGUGAAGUUACGGUUAACGGAAUAGAGACAGUUCGCGUCCCUGUGUCACUGGUGCCAUUCGAAGACCCGUCCACAAAGUAUCAGAAACAGUUGAAAGCACAAAAGCUACAGUAGGCGGGCGUACAUUUUUCAGAACCUUCUGCAGCUGGUGAAGACUUAUAGUAGUGAAGCUUCAACCUCAACAGGAGCUGCUGAAGAAACAUCGGCCAGUGCACAGACUAUUCAAGACACAACAGCACCCCCCAGUGACAGCCCCAAGAAAGAUUAAAGGACUCCAAAUGGACUAUAGAACUGAAAUGGAUAAUACACAUUAUACAUGCAUACAAAAAUGUUCUGCUUGAUUAUUAAAAUUUUCAUUUUCAUUCA
This is a messenger RNA of Dicentrarchus labrax (European seabass), 1155 nucleotides long. RefSeq names its product mitochondrial ribosomal protein L9 (gene mrpl9). Gene Ontology annotation, molecular function: structural constituent of ribosome. Gene Ontology annotation, biological process: translation. Lineage: Eukaryota; Metazoa; Chordata; Actinopteri; Moronidae. The record is from RefSeq and is a predicted model, not a curated record. The transcript is spliced from 7 exons. Gene Ontology annotation, cellular component: mitochondrion; ribosome. The coding region runs from base 190 to 903 and encodes 237 amino acids.